AUGAGGACCAGGAGGGGUACCGUGAAUGAUGAUGAUGAUGAUGAUGAUGAUGAUAGCGACGAUCUUUCGGAUGAGGCCAGCCAUGAAGACUCUGAAAACGAUAAUGAUGAUGACGAUGACGAUGACGAUGAGCAAGAAGACUCCUCUGAAGCGUAUGAAACCGACGACGAUGAGGAAGAAUCCAACCUGAUUCAAAAGAAGACCUUGCUCUUUUUGUGCCAAGAAGGCCAGAUUCGGUUGGCGCGACGACGGCUACAACUGUUGCAAAAGGAAAACGAGUUUGAUAAAUUGCAAAAAGAAGUGUUCCAAAUGGGGCCUGACAAGAACUACCCGUUGCACGAAGUUAUCAUGGGCGGGACCUUGGAAGAUAGCUCCAAGAACAUAAUUCCCGAAUUGCUGGAGAUUGGAAAACAAUGCAAGGGCCCCUUUCUCGUCAUGUUGAAUGCGCAGCCUCCCAGUCAUGGACGAACUGCCUUGCAUUGGGCCGCCUGGGGGAAUGCGUCUUUUGACAUCCUGCGCCCCUUGGCCAUGGCCAAUCCAGAGGCUUUGAUACUGCGGGAUGGCAAGACUCAUGGCUCGCGGACGCCGUUGGAAAUUUUCAAGAGGUACCAUCUGCCAAAACCGGGCAAUGUGUGGCACGAAUGGGCCAUGAAAAAAUUGUCCUUUCUAGAAACUACCACUCAAUUGUGGACCCAACAUCGUUUGCGAUUGGCGGUUUACAAGGCGGUACUGUAUUGGUUUCGUCACAAAUCAUACUCGCCAUUUGACAAAAAGGGUCGCAAGGAGACUGGAAUCACACCCAAACAUUGGUUCUAUUUGUCCGUCAUGGGAUACUGUCUGCAACGGGAAAUGGAACCCUUGUUGUGGAGGAUUUUGGGCUUUGUAGGGGGCAGUGCUCAGAUUACCAAGUUGACAAAACGGAAGCGUCGGCGAUCAUGA
Cylindrotheca closterium is the source of this 939-nucleotide messenger RNA. The record is from the annotation of a GenBank genome assembly. NCBI's taxonomy places the organism in Eukaryota, Bacillariophyta, Bacillariophyceae, Bacillariales, Bacillariaceae.